CGGCCCUCCCCCUCCGGGGCUCAGGAUUCCCGUCCAAAUCCGAUAUUCCGAGCUCUCCAGAAAUCUCUUCCCGUUUCCCCCAUCCUCUACAAGCACAACGAAGCGAUCCAUACACAUACACUACACCGAGCCAUCAAACCAACACUUUAUCAGAUCGAACGGAACCGAGAACCGAGGCAGCAAGGGAUCGCGCGAGAAGAAUUCAGAGGAAAUCGGCAGCGAUCGAGAGGCGCGGCGAUGUUCUUCUUCUUCGUGGGCGGCGUGGAGCAGGGCGCGGGGCGGGUGCUCAAGGAGGCGGCCGGGCGGUGCGUGCGCUGCGGCGGCGCGGCCGACCUGGUGGAGACCGAGAAGGUGCUCAAGCUCUUCUUCGUCCCGGCGUGGCGGUGGCCCGGCAAGGACCCCGCCUACCUCUGCCGCGACUGCGGCCUCCUUGCGCCGUGCUCCCUCGGCGGCGGGGAGCUCCUCCCCCGCGCGGGGGCGGGGCAGUGCGGCGCGUGCAGCCGCGCCGUCGAGCCGCAGUUCCGGUUCUGCCCCUUCUGCGGCUCCGCGCUGUGAAGUGAUGGAUGCGCGUUGCAGGCGACCGCCCAGAGAGGAACAGAGUUACAGAGGUGAUGGUGCUCUCUCUCUCAACUCUGAAGACAGUAGUACUACUAGGUUUGUGCAGCAGAGUUAUCAGUAAGCUUUUUUUGGUUUUGCCAAAAUUGUGCUGCCGUGCGUCCAUGUAAAUGUGGUGAAAUGUUUGUAAUAAACGAAAUCGAUAAAAUUCGUCGCAUCAUCGGCGAAUCACACCACACAAAAUCUCAAAGCUCAGAUUUGCACUUCCAA
Triticum aestivum (bread wheat) is the source of this 825-nucleotide messenger RNA. RefSeq lists its product as uncharacterized. Bases 238 to 555 code for a protein of 105 amino acids. The transcript has a single exon. Lineage: Eukaryota; Viridiplantae; Streptophyta; Magnoliopsida; Poales; Poaceae. The record is from RefSeq and is a predicted model, not a curated record.